CCCAAGAAAAUAUUCAUGGUUUUAGAGUACUGUCCUGGAGGAGAGCUGUUUGAUUACAUAAUUUCUAAGGACCACCUUUCCGAGGAGGAAGCUCGCAUAUUUUUUCGGCAGAUUGUUUCAGCAAUUGCAUAUGUGCACAGUCAGGGAUAUGCCCACAGAGAUCUCAAACCAGAAAAUUUACUGAUUGAUGAGGAACAUAACCUGAAGCUGAUAGACUUUGGGCUCUGUGCAAAGCCAAAGGGUGGCCUUGAUUACCAUCUGAACACCUGCUGUGGAAGCCUAGCUUAUGCAGCACCAGAGCUGAUUCAGGGCAAAGCAUACAUUGGCUCAGAGGCAGAUAUUUGGAGUAUGGGAGUACUACUGUAUGCUCUGCUGUGUGGCUUUCUCCCCUUUGAUGAUGAUAAUGUCAUGGCUGUCUACAGGAAGAUCAUGAGAGGAAAAUACAGUACUCCAAACUGGCUCUCUCCUAGCAGUACACAGCUCCUUGACCAAAUGCUGCAGGUCAACCCAAAGAAGCGGAUUACAGUCCAACAUCUAUUAAAUCACCCUUGGCUCAUGCAAGGUUUUUCUGAUGCUGUUCAGUGGCAAAGUAAAUACCCACUGGGAGAUCUUGAUGAGGACUGUGUAACAGAGCUUUCUGUCUUUCAUGAGCAGAGCAGGGAGACUAUAUUGCAAUUAAUAAAAGAGUGGAAAUACGACCACAUGUCAGCAACAUACCUCUUGCUUCUAUCCAAGAAGGCUCGUGGCAAGCGUGUUCGUUUAAGGUUUCCAUGUCUAACAGAGCAUGCCAGUACCGUGAUGUCGACAGUCCUUGAGCAUUCAAGGCCUGAUGCCCAACUGGAGGAUACAGAAUUCACACUGUCAACUCCAGUGACAAGAAAAGUGGCAUCAAAGAAGCAUAAAAACAAAGAGAAUGUUGAGACAGUGUCAGCUUUAAGAAACGAAACGCCCUUUGCGCUUCCUGCUCCUAAGACUCCUCUUGCAAAGAGUCAGAUUGAGACACAAGUAGAAGCCGUUCCCUUUCGGGCACCUGCUUUCAAAGAGAGCCAGUACACUGCAGUCACCCCAAUUAAAAAACCUGCUAACCCAACAAAUGCAGAUGAAUUGUCAGCAGCUGAGAUUCUUCCUGAAGGAAGGUGUCAGUCACUGGAAUUAGAUCUCAACCUUGCACAUGUGGAUAGCAGCCAAAAGAAGAGAAAAGCCAAAAUAUUUGGAAGUCUUGAAAGAGGCCUAGAUAAAGUGAUCACAAUGCUUACACCAAGCAAGAAGAAACGAUGCACUAGAGACUGUCCGAGGAAACUUAAGGCACACUGUAACAUUACCACCACUCAUCUGCUGAAUCCAGAUGAACUGUUGAAUGAAAUAAUCAUUGUUCUUUCUAAGAAGCAUGUGGAAUAUGUUCAGAAGGGUUAUACCCUGAAAUGUCAAACACGGUCAGAUUUUGGUAAAGUAACUAUGGAGUUUGAGUUAGAAGUAUGUCAGCUCACUAAGCCUGAAGCAGUGGGUAUCCGGCGACAACGGCUUAAAGGUGAUGCCUGGGUCUACAAGAGGCUGAUAGAAGACAUCUUAUCUAGCUGCCAAGUGUGA
Messenger RNA from Onychostruthus taczanowskii (white-rumped snowfinch), 1587 nucleotides. It is a transcript of the gene MELK, whose product is annotated as maternal embryonic leucine zipper kinase. The coding region runs from base 16 to 1587 and encodes 523 amino acids. The transcript is spliced from 14 exons. Gene Ontology annotation, molecular function: ATP binding; tau-protein kinase activity; protein serine/threonine kinase activity. Gene Ontology annotation, cellular component: cytoplasm. The record is from RefSeq and is a predicted model, not a curated record. Gene Ontology annotation, biological process: protein phosphorylation; microtubule cytoskeleton organization; intracellular signal transduction. Lineage: Eukaryota; Metazoa; Chordata; Aves; Passeriformes; Passeridae.